Pyricularia oryzae 70-15 is the source of this 399-nucleotide messenger RNA. RefSeq lists its product as uncharacterized. Bases 1 to 399 code for a protein of 132 amino acids. The record is from RefSeq and is a predicted model, not a curated record. The transcript has 3 exons. Lineage: Eukaryota; Fungi; Ascomycota; Sordariomycetes; Magnaporthales; Pyriculariaceae.
AUGAGCACCAACCUACCUCCUGGCUCGGCCACUCCGUCCAACUCCAUUCCCGACAACAACACCAUCACCAUGCUGGGCGCUGCCAUUGCGGGUAUCCGCGGGUCGCUUUUGCGCCAGAUGGACAAUGCUCGGGGAGAGCUUGACCGGUGCGAGGCCAUCCUGGCCACGCUCGUGGCUUUCCGAGCCCAAGCCAUUGAUGUCAAGCAGAAAGAUGCCAAGCUCGCGGAGGUCGAGAAGGAAGCUGCGCGUCUGCAGAAAAAGAAUGCUCUACUCAAGGACGAGGUCAAGCAUUUGCUCACUGAACGCGAUCAACUCCUCGAUGAGCUCGAGCUCCUGAAGCGUGAGCGCUCUGGAACAGACCUUCAACCUGAGUUUACUACCGGCGUCCUCGACCUCUGA